Molecule: messenger RNA, 1731 nt
Organism: Pelagomonas calceolata
Lineage: Eukaryota; Pelagophyceae; Pelagomonadales; Pelagomonadaceae
Source: the annotation of a GenBank genome assembly
CCUUCACGCGGCGCGCGGCGCAGAGGCUGCCGACUGCCGAUCUGCCGCGGCGAGUGGCGGCGCGGGACGACGAGCGAGGUCGCGUGUGCGGUGGCGCGCGCGUCGUGGUCGGCGCGUGGCGGAAGUGCCUCCUUUGGCGCCGCGGCACGCGAGGCUCGAGGCUGCCCUUCCCCAAGAUCUGCGAGGCAAAACAGAAAACGCGGUCACGUGCCGGCGGAUUGCACGGCGCGGUCGCGUCCGCGCUGCCCCGGGAAGCCCACGAGGAGCCCUCGGCACCCUUAAGCAGCUGCCGCCGUUGCGCGCGCUGCCGCCUCGCUCCGUGCCGGCGGAUUUCGCGGCCAUUCGCGUCCGCUGCCCCGUGGAGCCCACGCGGCCCUUAAGCAGCUGCCCGCCGCCGUUGCGCGCGCUGCUGCCUCCGCGCUCCCGCCGAUAACAUGGGCUACGCCGACCUCAUCGCGCGCGAGCGCAUGCCCGACCGGAUGGUCGACGUCGAGCUGGCCCACAGCCAGUCCCAGAAGGGCAUGGGCCUCGGCUUCUACCGCGCCGGCGCGGGCAACGACGCCGGCCGCGGCAAGUGGGACAUCGUCGGCGAGCACAUGCAGAUCCUGAGCGUGGCGCUCGCGCCCGGCGAGCAGCUGGAGUCGGAGCCGGGGGGCAUGAUGUACAUGUCCGACGGCGUCAAGGCCGAGGCGGACUUUUCGUGCCCGGGGGCCUGCGUCCGCUGCAGCGCAUAAAUCAAAUGGUCGCGGCGCGUCUCCGCCACUGCUGGAUCAUGACCUCCACGCCAUCGACGCGACGCCAGCUCGAUGGCGUGGCGGUGUGGUCGUUUACCGCUCGUUCCAGCCAGCACGGCCGCUUUCUCGCCGAGAAAGGACUUAGUGAAGAGUUAUUGUGCACCCGGCUCACUGUUUGAUUUGCGCACAGGUCCGCUGCCUCGGGGGCGAGAAGUGCGUGCUGAUGCACUACAAGAACGCGGGAGGGAAACCGGGCUUCGUGGGUAUCACGCCGGCCCGGCCGGCCGACAUUGUGGCCCUGGACUGUGUGGAAAUCAGCCAGUGCGACGGGUGCACCCGGCAAUUCUUCGCUAAGUCAUUUCUCGGCGAUGACGCGGCGGUCCUGGCUCUGUCGAGCGGUGAGGAACCGGCAUCACCACGCCAUCGAGCAGGCGUCGCGUCGAUGGCGUGGAGGACGACGCAACGAUUCAGCGCGAACGCGCCGUAAAAUUUUGAUUUCCACACAGGCCCUGGAUCUCGCCACCUACGGCAACAAGAUUUCCGCCCGGUCGGGCGCGUACCUCACGUCCAUCGACGGGGCCACGCCGGGCUGCGAGCCCGAGCUCAAUCCCCUGCUCUGCUGCUGCGCGGGCUUCGGCUGCAUACGCCAGGUCAUCGAGGGGACGGGCACCGCCUUCGUCGAGGCCUCGGGGACCGUGGAACGGAAAGCGCUCAAGGCGGGCGAAAAGCUCGUGCUGGACUCCGCUUCGCUCGUCGCGUACAGCGACGCCGAGCUCGGCGUGCAGAUGGUGCCCACGUGGUACGCCUGCUGCUUCAACGGCGAGGGCAUGUGCUACACGACGCUGACGGGCCCGGGCACGGCGUGGGUCCAGUCGAUGCCCUGGGCGCGGUUCAAGAAGCACAUGAGCGUCACAAUCCAGCUGGACAAGGACGGCAACGUGAAGAACGUGGGCGGGCCCCCGGCGGCGGAGAUGGCGCGUAAUUAGUUUCCCUAUGA